AAACCCUAAAUUACAGAAAAGCCAAAAGUUUAAAAUUUUAAAAUUUUUAAAUAUGGGAGUGAGCAUCAAUCUCAAAAUGGCCAAUUCUUGCUUAGUCUUUGGCCUUUUGCUUCUUCUUCAUUCCACAUUUUCAUUAGCUAAUCCAAAAGUUCAUCAUCAUGAGUUUGUUGUUCAAGCAACAAAAGUAAAGAGGCUAUGCAAAACUCACAACAGCAUAACAGUGAAUGGGUUGUUUCCUGGACCAACAUUAGAAGUCAACAGUGGAGACACUCUCAUUGUUAAAGUUACCAACAAAGCAAGAUACAAUGUCACCAUUCACUGGCAUGGUGUUAGGCAGAUGAGAACUGGAUGGGCUGAUGGGCCAGAAUUUGUGACUCAAUGUCCAAUUAGGCCCGGAAGUAGUUACACCUACAGGUUCACACUUGAAGGUCAAGAAGGGACCUUAUGGUGGCAUGCACAUAGCUCAUGGCUUAGAGCUACUGUUUAUGGUGCCCUAAUUAUCCACCCUAGAGAAGGAACUGCAUAUCCUUUUGCUCACCCUAAAAGAGAAACCCCAAUUCUUCUUGGAGAAUGGUGGGAUGCUAACCCGGUUGAUGUGGUUAGAGAGGCAACUCGAACCGGAGCUGCUCCAAAUAAUUCUAAUGCUUAUACCAUCAAUGGUCAACCUGGUGAUCUUUAUAAUUGCUCCACCAAAGACACUGUCAUCGUCCCAAUCAGCUCCGGCGAGACCCACCUCCUCAGAGUAAUCAACGCUGCACUCAAUCAACCGCUCUUCUUCACCGUCGCCAACCACAAAUUCACCGUCGUCGGUGCCGAUGCAUUAUAUCUCAAACCAUUCACCACAUCAGUCAUCAUGUUAGGACCAGGACAAACCACCGACGUCUUAAUCUCCGGCGACCAACCACCGGCAAAAUACUACAUGGCAGCUCGCGCCUACCAAAGUGCACAAAAUGUUCCGUUUGACAACACUACAACAACCGCCGUUCUUGAAUAUAACUCGGCCCCUUGCUCCGUCAACUGCUUAACCACCAAACCGAUCAUGCCACCAUUGCCGGCAUUCAACGAUACACCGACAGUCACCGCCUUUAACAACCGUCUCAAAAGUCCAAGAAAAGUUGACGUUCCGAUGAAAAUUGAUCAUAAUUUAUUUUUUACGAUCGGAUUAGGCCUGAAUAAUUGCCCCAAGAAUUUCCGGCCAAGACGAUGCCAAGGACCGAACGGAACUCGUUUCACGGCGAGCAUGAACAACGUAUCCUUCGUGCUUCCGACGAACUUUUCUUUACUACAAGCUGCUCGGCAGAAUAUUCCGGGAGUUUUCACUACUGAUUUUCCGGCGAAGCCUCCGGUGAAAUUUGAUUACACUGGAAAUAACGUUAGCCGGUCGCUUUUUCAGCCUGUUGCCGGAACUAAGCUGUAUAAAUUGAAAUAUGGAUCGACGGUGCAGAUUGUGUUACAGGAUACGAGUAUUGUGACGCCGGAAAAUCAUCCGAUUCAUCUGCAUGGAUAUGAUUUUUAUAUCGUCGCUGAAGGUUUCGGAAAUUUUGAUGCUAAAAAGGAUACGGCUAAAUUUAACCUAGUUGAUCCGCCGAUGAGGAAUACAGUCGGAGUACCCGUUAAUGGAUGGGCAGUGAUUCGAUUCGUCGCGGAUAAUCCAGGGGUGUGGCUAAUGCAUUGUCACUUGGAUGUUCAUAUUAAUUGGGGAUUAGCCAUGGCUUUCUUGGUAGAAGAUGGAAUUGGAGAGCUGCAGAAAUUAGAGCCUCCUCCAAAUGAUCUACCUAUAUGUUAGAGUUUCAUCAAGUUUCAUAACCGUUUAUUAUAAGCCCAUAAAUAGGGGCAUGGUUUUGUUUUUGUUUUUGUUUUUAAUUCUCUAUUCAUCUAUUAUUAAUUCAUAUUUUCAGUAUUGGGGUUUCCCUGCAUUUGGGGACUUUUUGUUUUGAAUUGGGAUAGAUUACAGAUAAAAUGUGGGUUUAGAGAAGAGGGUUACUUUUGUAAAAGUAGUUUCCAUCUUAUUUGAUUAUAUUCCUACA
Molecule: messenger RNA, 2027 nt
Organism: Mercurialis annua (annual mercury)
Lineage: Eukaryota; Viridiplantae; Streptophyta; Magnoliopsida; Malpighiales; Euphorbiaceae
Product: laccase-12-like
Exons: 6
Coding region: 53-1786 (577 amino acids)
Biological process (GO): lignin catabolic process
Cellular component (GO): apoplast
Molecular function (GO): copper ion binding; hydroquinone:oxygen oxidoreductase activity
Source: RefSeq, a predicted model, not a curated record